CCGCUCGUGUUACACUCCUCAUCCACCAAUCCUUCCCCCACUACCCGCCCUAUUGCUCGCCACCAACUUUCUCCAAGUCCUCGAUCCUCCGUAGCUCCGCAUAGCAGCAGGCGCCUCUCGAAAGCGACAGUCGAAGUGGGCGUAGCCUGUGAGACGCGUUUAGCUAGCUUGUCCGACUCGACGAUGGCAACCAUGGACCUUACAAUACUCUACCUUCGCGAUCCGAACGACGACGCCCGGCUCUCGCUUCUUUCCGCCGCCGAACAGCAAGCCAUCAGAACCUCCAGAUCUGGCGACCUCGCAGCCGUCGAUCCGUACGACUACACGUGCGACCACGUUCUCCGCGUCUUCGAGGGCGUCCUCGACUCUAAGGAUUUGCAAUGCAUCCGCCAUCAUGAGAUCACCGGCGCUACCCUUCUCAGACACGCCUCCUUCGCACAGUUGAAGGAAGACUACGGAAUCUUUCGUAUGGGAUCGAGAACCAAGAUCCUGUUGGUUUCCGAGCAGCUUCGGCGCGACAGCAAGCACUGUUGGGAGCUCAGCUAUGCAAGAGGCGGUAUUCAAGAGGAGGAAUACUCACCCACCACCACUCCACAAACUACGUUCCCACGGGCGGCCACUCCGCCGGCAUAUCGAGCGACAGCUACACCUGAAACAGCGGCUGCGUGCCCACGGGCCAAGGCCUCGACCCCUGUUCGUCGCUUCUCGCCGUUUCCGCCCCUCAGGCUGUGGGCGCGGGACUACCCGCUAGUAAUCACCAACCCGAUCCGGCGCGACGACGGCCGCCCCUUUUGGGCUGACAGUACCGGGACGAUAUUCGAGCCGGAAGUGUGGAAAUGCGACGACGGAAUUGCACGGAGAGGCUCAGUCGAGAUCUCUGAAGACGAAGCGGUCGGCCUGGCCACAGUCGCAUCCCAGACUCCUCCGUCCGAGUCCACUACUGUCAUCAGCGAUCGCGAGAUGACCGCAGCAGCAGAGCGUCAGCAACAUCGCACACCGACCGCUACAUAUCGAUUCUGUACUCUCUCGCCUCCGCCGUCGCCAGAUGGUCUUUCGCACGAUCUGGUUGAUGGGGACGACGGCGACUGGAGUCCAAGCACCCUAGACCACGAGCCGUCGCCCGAAAUCCAUCUAGGAGAUAGUAUUGACGCAACCGACGGCGAAUGGAGUCCUCGCAUCUUUUCCGAACCGAGGAGCCCGCGCACCGCUUCCGAAGCGCCUACGACUCCGUUCAGUGGCUGCAAGGAAGUGGACACUGAGUCAUUCACGCUAUGGGCCAAACGAUUCGCGCCGGGAUCCCAGGAUACAGACUACCAGGACUAAUCAUCCUGGUCGAAAUGAAAGACGGCGAUCUCGCAAAGGCGCCGAUGUCACGCACCAACCCUUUUAUCCAUAACUCUACGAGAUUCAAAUCGCACCCACUAGACAGCAGUUUCACGAUAUUCUUACCUUAACCUAUAUUUUGAAGAUACGAACUACCCCCAGAGUGGGGUCACAUGUUGUCCGUUGACACGCUCCCGCGGCGAGUGCAUCAUCCCCUUCGAUAAAGCGCGAUAUCAAUGCGAGCGGUGUAAAAGAGCCUACUCUACACGGACUACCGCUGCGUGUGAAGUACUGGUACAUAGAAAUACAUUUUGAAAGCUACAACGCA
Molecule: messenger RNA, 1651 nt
Organism: Tricharina praecox
Lineage: Eukaryota; Fungi; Ascomycota; Pezizomycetes; Pezizales; Pyronemataceae
Exons: 3
Coding region: 184-1323 (379 amino acids)
Source: RefSeq, a predicted model, not a curated record